Molecule: messenger RNA, 1292 nt
Organism: Ruditapes philippinarum (Manila clam)
Lineage: Eukaryota; Metazoa; Mollusca; Bivalvia; Venerida; Veneridae
Product: low-density lipoprotein receptor-related protein 5-like
Exons: 8
Source: RefSeq, a predicted model, not a curated record
CCAACUUCAAAAUAAAUUAAACAAAGCUGGAUGGUGUUCUGAUAAAUUCUGAUUAAAUUCAUCUUCAUACAAUGUUUAAGUUAACUUUAGCGUCUUUUGUGAAAACAGCUUUGUUACACAUCUUAUUUGUUAAAUUUGGAAGUUUUACGCCGCCGACAGAAAAUGCAACAAAUAAUAGCAUAGAAACUGACAAUUUCUUAGUGACAAUGAAUUAUGACAAAAUGUACGAGAUUCAAAUUGGCACCGGUGACGUCAGCAGAAUACCAUUGGCUAAUUUCUAAAAGGGUGCGUACAUAGAUAUAAAUCCAUUAACAAAAACCCUUUAUUGGAGCAGCUAUUAUGCAAAUGUUAUCAUGAAAGCGCAAGUGGAUGGUUCCAAAGAGGAAGUUUUUAAAACAUUGCCAAAUGGAUCAAUAUCAGAUGGUAUCGCUGUUGACUACAUAAAUCAGUUGCUCUUCUACACGUGCAAGUUAGACCAGGUCAUCGUAGUUGUCUCGCUGAAAAAUAAAGAUAUUUAUAAAACAAUCGUUAACGAGUCAUUAGACGAACCAAAGGACAUAAUCGCACACCCGGAAAGAGGAGUAAUAUACUGGACAGACUCGGGCAAUGAGCCAAAGAUAGAGACAUCAACCAUGGACGGUGGUAACAGAAGUACCAUUAUGUCGUUUGGACAGUAUUCACUGCCUAAUGCUCUUGCUUUAGAUGUGAAAAGUAUGAAUUUAUUUUGGGUGGACGCAAAACAUGGCGUUAUUGGACGGAUCAACAUUGAUACAGGGGUAAACGAAAACUUGUACUCGGACUACACGAGCUUUUUACAUGGCCUGACGCUUGUUGGAGAUAAACUUUACAUCACAGACUGGAGCCAUGUAAUAAGAUUAAGUGUAAAUGGCGGGGAACUGGAGCAAAUUGGACCUUCAACAUUUUUGGAAUUAACUGGAAUUACUGGUUAUAAGAAAACUGAUAUUAGAACAGUUUUCAGCAAAUGUUUACAAAGCACGUGUAGCCAUCUAUGUUUACCUGUUUCCGGAAAAGAUUACAAAUGCGAAUUUUCAAACGGUGAAAAAAACGCUUUGAAUCCUUGUCGGGACGCCAACGGUACGUCAUUAAUUGAUGCCAAAAAUACUGGUCAGGUAAAUUUAGUUGAUGUAUUGGAUGAACUAUCAAAUGAGACAUCAGGCACGGACGAGAAUAGUACACUUUUGAUCGGAGAUAUAAACGUUGCUGUUAAUACACUUGCAGAAAUAGUUGAUGUGGUAACAGUCAACACAACAAACCUUGAAAAUGUUACAGAC